Messenger RNA from Scedosporium apiospermum, 987 nucleotides. RefSeq lists its product as uncharacterized. Bases 1 to 987 code for a protein of 328 amino acids. NCBI's taxonomy places the organism in Eukaryota, Fungi, Ascomycota, Sordariomycetes, Microascales, Microascaceae. The record is from RefSeq and is a predicted model, not a curated record. The transcript is spliced from 3 exons.
AUGUUCAACAGUGGAUUGCUCGCAUUUAGCGGCCAACUAUGGCUUGCUACACUUGCUCUUACCCAGGUCACGUCGCCAGCAUCGUCAUGUUUCCCUGUUACCUCAACAUUCCGCCACAUUGAUCUUGGGAUCAAUUCAGAUCUGGUGGCGUCCUCGUCCUUCAAAUCGUCGAUGGAUGCAAAGUAUAAUACGCCUGCAACACCUACUCCUGUCGCAAUUUAUACCGCCUCCACCGUUAUCGGUACCAGGACCUUGAGGGCAACGGGAUAUUACGACUACAAUCCCCUGACGUCUGAAGGGUUUGAGAUUUAUACGUCUAUCAUUGAGACUACCUCUUGCUCCGCACUGACGACCCCUACCUUGCCUCCUUCUCCAACUGGAUCUAUUUGCAGCCCCCAUGGUGAUCACUGGCAUUGUGAACCAUCACCUACACCGAGCCAGUCAGAUACACCACCAGACACCUCGGCUCCAGCAGAAACGUGUAGUCCUCAUGGUGACCAUUGGCACUGCCCGCCGGGCGUCCCUGAACCUACAACGCCCCCACCACAGGAGACCACUCCCGGGGAGACAAGUGCCGUAGGAACAUGCUCUCCCCAUGGCGACCAUUGGCACUGCCCGCCUGGCGUCCCCGAACCUACAACACCCCCACCGCAAGAGACUACUGUUCCACCACAGGAAACCUGCAGUCCUCACGGAGACCAUUGGCACUGCCCACCUGGUGUUCCUGAACCUACAACACCCCCGCCACAGGACACUACUGUUCCACCACAAGAGACAUGCUCUCCCCAUGGUGACCAUUGGCACUGCCCGCCUGGCGUCCCCGAACCUACGUCGCCGCCACCCAAUCCCACCACACUCGUGACGAGCUCCCGACCCGAUACGACUGCACCUGCAGUUGUUGUCACGGCUGCUGCAGAGAAGGGCCGCGGCCUUUCAAUUGCAGCUUUGUUUUCUAUCCUCGCGUUCGCCGCCAUUCUUCUCGUCUAA